AUGAUAAAGAAUGGAGUUUUUCCACUGGGGUCUAAUAUAGACCAGAACCUAGCAGCCUAUGUGGAUAUACAGUGGACAGUGAAAGGUGGGGACAACAUAUCAACUGCCAAGCAACCUGCUGACAUUGGCUACAAGACCUUCUUUACCUCCAUGAUGCUCUUCGCUGUACAUGGGGACUACUUGUGCAGUACCCAAGCCUACCACUAUCUCCAGUGGCACUGCUCCCAAUGCCAGGCUGCAGAAGAACAGGAGACCUCAGGAGUCCUGUAG
Felis catus (domestic cat) is the source of this 270-nucleotide messenger RNA. RefSeq names its product cytochrome c oxidase assembly protein COX14-like. The coding region runs from base 1 to 270 and encodes 89 amino acids. The transcript has 2 exons. The record is from RefSeq and is a predicted model, not a curated record. NCBI's taxonomy places the organism in Eukaryota, Metazoa, Chordata, Mammalia, Carnivora, Felidae. Gene Ontology annotation, biological process: mitochondrial respiratory chain complex IV assembly. Gene Ontology annotation, cellular component: mitochondrion.